This is a messenger RNA of Humulus lupulus (European hop), 1048 nucleotides long. RefSeq names its product NADH-ubiquinone oxidoreductase chain 1-like. The record is from RefSeq and is a predicted model, not a curated record. Gene Ontology annotation, molecular function: NADH dehydrogenase activity. NCBI's taxonomy places the organism in Eukaryota, Viridiplantae, Streptophyta, Magnoliopsida, Rosales, Cannabaceae. The coding region runs from base 1 to 474 and encodes 157 amino acids. Gene Ontology annotation, biological process: aerobic respiration. Gene Ontology annotation, cellular component: membrane. The transcript has 2 exons.
AUGGAAGAAACCCGUUCCGUGCUGUUGCCGGUUAGACUUAAGGUCAAAAAGAUAGUUGACCCCAUGGGGCGAAGAAAAUCGAAAACGUACAUAGUUGUUCCAGCUGAAAUACUUGGAAUAAUUCUACCACUUCUACUAGGAGUAGCCUUUUUAGUUCUAGCUGAACGUAAAGUAAUGGCUUUUGUGCAACGUCGAAAGGGUCCUGAUGUAGAGGGAUCAUUCGGAUUGUUACAACCUCUAGCAUAUGGUUUAAAAAUGAUUCUAAAAGAACCUAUUUCACCAAGUAGUGCUAAUUUCUCCCUUUUUAAAAUGGCUCCAGUGACUACAUUUAUGUUAAGUCUAGUUGCUUGGGGCGUUGUACCUUUUGAUUAUGGUAUGGUAUUGUCAGAUUCGAACAUAGGGCUACUUUAUUUGUUUGCCAUAUCUUCGCUAGGUGUUUAUGGAAUUAUUAUAGCUGGUUGGUCUAGUAAUUAGGGGGCGGCCGUUCGGUCGCCUAUGAUACUAGGACCAAUAGGUCAAAAAUGGGUUUGUGCCGCAGGUGUUGAACGAUCUACUCUACACGGGUGUGGGCUUACAGGGCUAGGGCUCAUAAACCCUUUCUUUCAUUCAUUAAUAGGGCCCUAGUCGGUCACUUUUCCGGGCCAAGAUCGAUAAGUGGAAGUCAUAAAAAAGAGAUGUUUCUCUUCGCACCUCAGAUCAAGAGGAAGGGUAGCUUGUCAAGCUGGAUAUAUAUUUAUUUAUAUCUUUUUAUUUAAAUAUUAUUCUAAAAUAUAUAAAUAAAAAGAUUCGUUGUCUUUUAACCGGCUGUUCUUCUUUGUCAACGCCUACUAAGGACCUAUAGGUUCGCCUACUUUACUUAUGAAAGAUAAUGAGAAUGGGUUCUUAAAAAAAGAAAAGGCACUACUUAGCCCUACAUUAGUAGAAGUAAGCGGCUGAGUUAGCCUACCCUACUAAUGUAUUGUAUAGUAGGGUAUAGUAGGCGAGCGAGUUAGCGAAGAUGCUUAGGCUAAUAGAUAAGAGAGCGUCGGUGCGUAGCCUUCAUUCUACU